AAUCCCAAACAAAUCAAAAUGAUUCGAACAAUUCUACUAGUUGCAGUUUCCACUUCGUUUGUCCUUUCGGCUCCGAAAGACAAUGGGUGUUACCUUGACGUGGUGGCAAACGCCCCGAGUGCCCCUUUGGUGGUAAACUCGUCUCUUCAAUUCCCAACCCCGAUUGGGGCCAAAACCACUCAGGUGUUUUUUGCCCAAGGGGAGACCUUCUACAUCGGGUGUCCCGGAGGCAGCUUCAAUUAUCCCAUUUUGGCAAAUGGGGAGCCGGCCGUGUGCCACCAAGACACAACUAUUUCGACAUUAAAGAGCCAACAAACCGUCGAUUUCAACCAAGUGUAUUGCACUCUGGACCAGACACUAAGACCUGAUCUUUUCGAACAAGUGAGCGACGAUGGGUGCGAAAAUGGCGGCAAAAUCCAGUCAGUUGGGUACAGUAUUGACGACCAAUUCGUCGAAACGUACAGGAUUUGUUACAACUCGAGCGAAAAGAGCAUCCUGUAUGUGAAAUAUUUGACCAAUCAAUGGAUGAAUCAAUUGAGGGUCUACGACCCCAACGAGGUUGCGAAAGUCUGGUCUGGGAUUUUCCAAACCGACUUGGAACAAAUUUACAACACUAUUCAGCCAAGAAUUGAAGAUUUGGGGGUUGUGGGUUACAUCACGAAUGUUUCGUAUCUAGAAGGUGGAUUUUUGGCCCCUUAUUACAACUUCCUGUCACCCUUUCAAAGAGACACGACUUUUGACAUGGCCAACGCCCCUCUGCAAUGGGCCACUGUCACUGCAGGCAAUUGGCAAGCCAUGGAAGACUCGAUGCAAUGGUUACUGACCUAUAAGGACUUCGGGGACGUUAUCAUGCUUGGUGGUACCCUGGGAGUCGCCGAUUUACCAGAUAACGACGGAAACCCAGUUGAUUUAUAUUUAGUUAAUGGUACUUCGUUACCCGUUCCUAGAUGGUUCUGGAAAUUGAUGCACUCACCGUCCACCAGCAGUGGAAUUCUGUUCUUCGUUUACAACAACCCCUACGUGGCUAAACCUCAAGUCGAUAAAGAAUUCUUCACGAAUUUGUGUGACGAAGAUGUGAUAGACGAAGCUAAAUUUCUAACAGGCGUCGAUAAUCUUAAUCCUUAUUCAGGAUACAUCUACGCGUGUGUUUUGGAUCUUUACGAAAUUAUUGAUCCGACCAUGAACGACAUUGUGAACAACUUGUUUAAUGAUCAAGGAAUUUUAACCGGGGCACAAUCUCCGGCCCCAAAAUUGCCAAAAAUUGAAGACUUAAAUUAUUAUCAACACGUACUCGUGUCUGAGACUGCAUUAGCCGUGGAUAAGAACACAGUCACAAAAUAUUGUUCCAAAAUGUCGCUACUCGUGUUAACUCUGUUAGCUCUUGCUACACGCGUAUCAGCAGUUCCAAAAGCGGAACCAAAAGAAACUGGUUGUUUUCUGAACGUUUUGGGAAACGGUGACAUGACUUCUCUUUUCCUAAACUCCAGUCGCAAAUUUCCAAAUCCGAACCCAACUUAUGGUACUGCCCUGGUCACCUUUGACGAAAACGAAACUCUUUACGUAGCUUGUCCAAAUGUUGACCCAGAUUGGAAGUACCCACUGGUGCCAGACGGUGAAGAAGCAAAGUGCGUGGCAAACACGACCAUUUAUGCACUAACCAGUAACAAAACACUUGACUUUUACUCACUUCUUUGCGACCAAAAAUUCAGGCCGUACUUUUACGAGCAUUUUUCUAGCGCAAAAUGCGAAUUUAACUUUACCAUUCAAUACAUCGCUCAAAAAAUUGCAGGAGAGGAUGUCGAUAUAAUCACACUGUGUUUUGACAAAACCCAAAUUUUGCCUCUCUAUGCAAAGUAUACAACGAACAAAUGGAGUGCUAACUUUGUGUACUACAAUCCAAACAUCAACUUUAGUUACGUGCCUGAUAGUCUUUUUGACGAUCUGGUACCGUGGCGUGUUUACGCACAAACCAAACAAACCAUGGAAAAUCUGGGAGUGUUUGGUUAUAUCACCGACGACGUGUACUUAGUUCCGGGACAGUUGGCGGCCUAUGACGACUUUCUAACCCAAUUCCAAAGAGACUCAACCUUUGAUUAUGCAAACGCUCCGUUCCAAUGGAACACUGUUAAUGGUGGAAACUGGAAGAACGUGACUUCGUCGAUCCAGUGGUUAGUCACCGAAGGAAUCGACUUGGGUGACGUUACCAUACUUAGUGGUACUUUAAGAAUUGCCACUUUACCGAAUAAGGGCGGUAGACCCGUGGAACUGUUCCUGAGCGGUGAUGGCAGAAUGCCCGUUCCAGGCUGGUUCUGGAAACUGAUGAUUGCGCGAACUCCACAACUUGCUGUAGUGUUUUUUGUGUAUAACAAUCCCUACGUUGAAAAAUCCGUAGUUGAUGAGGAAUUUAAGACGAUUUGUAAAGAGGACGUCUUGGACAUUCUCAGUUGGGCCACGGUUGACAACACGGACCCAAAAGCGGGUUUUACUUAUGCGUGCGCUGUUGGGCGAGAUUACAUGGUUGACGAGACGAUGAGAGAAAUUGUGAACAAUGCUUUGGACGAAAAUAGUUUAGUUGAAGUUCCUUCCUUUAGACUCGCUGAUGCGGUCAAAAUGCGUCAAGUUGGGAAAUUAACUCGAUUUAAAAAUAAUCAUUUUAAUGUUUCCUUUGUCUCAAUUAAACCGAAAAAUUGUUAUCGGGCGAUUUCCCAACUGUGCUUCAAGUAUAAAAACACAAUUAAAGAUCAAACCCCAGACAAAAUGAUUCGAACGCUUUUACUACUCGCAUUUUCCAUUUCGGCUGCGAAAGCUGACGGGUGUUACCUUGACGUGGUGGCAAACGCCCCGAGUGCCCCUUUGGUGGUAAACUCGUCUCUUCAAUUCCCAACCCCGAUUGGGGCCAAAACCACUCAGGUGUUUUUUGCCCAAGGGGAGACCUUCUACAUCGGGUGUCCCGGAGGCAGCUUCAAUUAUCCCCUCCUGGCAGACGGGGAGCCGGCCCUGUGCCACCAAGACACAACUAUUUCGACUAUAAAGAGCCAACAUAUCGUAGAUUUCAACCAAGUGUAUUGCACUCUAGACCAGAGACUAAGACCUGAUCUUUUCGAACAAGUGAGCGACGAUGGGUGCGAAAAUGGCGGCAAAAUCCAGUCAGUUGGGUACAGUAUUGACGACCAAUGGGUCGAAACGUACAAGAUUUGCUACAACCCGAGCGAAAUGAGCAUCCUGUAUGUGAAAUAUGUGACCAAUCAAUGGAUGGACGAUUUGAAAGACUACGACCCUAACGAGGUUCCAAGAGUCUGGUCUGGGAUUUUCCAAAACGAUUUGGAACAAAUCUACAAUACCAUCCAGCCAAGAAUUGAAAAUUUGGGUGUUGUGGGUUACAUCACGAGCGAUUCGUAUCUAGCAGGCGGGUUUUUGGCCCCUUAUUACAACUUCCUGUCACCGUUUCAAAGAGACACGACUUUUGACAUGGCCAACGCCCCUCUACAAUGGGCCACUGUCACUGCAGGCAAUUGGCACGCCAUGGAAGACUCGAUGCAAUGGUUACUGACCAUGGGUAAAGACUUCGGAGACGUUACCAUCCUUGGUGGUACUCUCGGAGUGGCCGAUUUGCCCGAUAGUGACGGAAAUCCGGUCGAUUUGUAUUUAGUUGAUGGAAAUUCGUUACCAGUUGCUCGAUGGUUCUGGAAAUUGAUGCUCUCACCAUCCACCAGUAGUGGAAUUCUUUUCUUCGUUUACAACAACCCGUACGUGGCUAAACCGCAAGUUGAUAAAGAGUUUUCGACCAAUUUGUGUGUGGACAAUGUACUGGGAGACAUUACGUGGUUAAGUGGCAUCGAUAAUCUCAACCCUUACUCAGGCUUUAUCUAUGCGUGCGUUUUGGACGUUUCGAAUAUUAUUAACCCCACCAUGUACGAAAUUGUGCACAAUUUGUUGCAAAAGGAAGGAUUGACUCGAGUUGCUACAAAUUUUAAUAUUACAAGAGUAUAAGUUAAAUAUGUUUCCAAAAACUUAUUAAUAAAAAAAUUAUACAAAUUACCAAAAUA
This is a messenger RNA of Tribolium castaneum (red flour beetle), 4046 nucleotides long. RefSeq lists its product as uncharacterized. NCBI's taxonomy places the organism in Eukaryota, Metazoa, Arthropoda, Insecta, Coleoptera, Tenebrionidae. Gene Ontology annotation, biological process: apoptotic DNA fragmentation. Gene Ontology annotation, cellular component: nucleus; mitochondrial inner membrane. Gene Ontology annotation, molecular function: nucleic acid binding; single-stranded DNA endonuclease activity; metal ion binding. The transcript is spliced from 6 exons. The record is from RefSeq and is a predicted model, not a curated record. Bases 19 to 3990 code for a protein of 1323 amino acids.